This is a messenger RNA of Misgurnus anguillicaudatus (oriental weatherfish), 1252 nucleotides long. The record is from RefSeq and is a predicted model, not a curated record. NCBI's taxonomy places the organism in Eukaryota, Metazoa, Chordata, Actinopteri, Cypriniformes, Cobitidae.
UUGAGGCAUUUGACUUGUCAGAAAAACUUCUCCGCUGCAGACAGUAAAACUGAGCAGAAAAGACGACGAAAAAGCAAGAAUGUUUGCUCUUUUCUCUCUAAUCUGUCUGCUUGUGAUACCAGGAAUGUGUAGCCAAAACUGGACGGUGAAAUACUCAAGCAGAGUAAAAUGUGCCGUAAAGGGCUCAGCCACACUUCUGUCCGGCAGUUUCACCUAUCCUGAUGGUCUCAAUAUUACCAAGAUAUUUUGGACCAUAGAUCCAGUAAAAGAUGAGGAGACACCAGAUCUGUCUGAAGAUCCAGAAUAUAAAGACAGAGUUAAGUACAUUCUGGAUAAGAAACAAAACUUAAUUCUCAAACUGAGUAAUGUAACAGAUAAGGAUGAACAUAAGUACUACAUGAAAAUUGUGACAAAUGUAGAGAAACAAGAAUAUUUAGGUUAUCCUGGAGUUCAGCUCAAUGUGACAGAGCUCAGUGUUGAGAUUCCUGAAGAGGUUGUUGAGGGAAAAUCUGCAGUUUUAUUGUGUAAAACCACAUGCAUCCUUGCAAAUAGCACAAAAUAUAUCUGGUACAAAAACAAAAGCCCUUUAUCAGAAUCAUUCAGUAGUAAUAAACUGAUACUGCAGUCUGUGAGCAGAGAUGAUGAAGGAAACUACAGCUGUGCCGUGAGAGGAGAUGAACAUCUGAAAUCUCCUGCUGUCACACUUACUGUCAGAUCUAACAAUAAUACAGUUCUGCACAUAACUGCAGGAAUCGUGGCUGCGCUCAUCUGCAUCUGCAUUGCUAUUGUAACAAUGAGAAUCAUAAGCAGAAAGAUUGCAGAUACUGGAAUCAGAAGUGACAGAUCAAAACAGGAGAACAUCAGUGUGACAAUGACAGAUCAGAUAAGCUCACAUCUCACAUCAUAUGAUCCAAAAACAACCAAUGAUUUAAUGUACACCAUUACUUUUCAAAGACCGAGUGCAUCCAAUGGGGAUCAGAAUGAUGAAGAUGCUGAUGAGGUUCAGUACGUCUGUGUAAACCACCACAAAACCACACAGAAGAACAACAUAGAUGCUGAAGCUCAAUUUGGGAAUGUUAUUAACCACUGUCCCGCUAUUUCAUCCAGAUCUAAUUUUGGACUUGUGGAAGAUUCAUCUGUCAUCUACAGCGGCAUCAAUGUGCCAUAAAGUGUUUCAGCAUGAGCUUAAAGUGAAUUAAAGCAAACUCCUUGGCAGAACGUUUAAAGCUUAUAGGGGUGGUGUCCCAGACUA